ACUAGUAUGAUCUAAACAAAAUAUUAUUGAUUAAAAAAAAGUAUUCCAUAUUCAUUUUAUAAUUGAUUUUUUUAUUAAAUUGAAAUUCUACUAAGAUAAGAAAAUGAUAAAGAAUAUCAUAACUUUUCAUUUUAUUUUGUUUAUAUCAUACAAGCAUUUAAAUAUUAAUUAACACAUAUCACUAUGCACAUCACAAUGCUAUUAGUAAUAUAAUUUUUCCUUGUUCGAAGACGUUUAUAUCAAUAUCAUCACUAUCUUUAACUUCUUUAAAUGAUAACCACGAACAUGACUACUAUUUUAAAAAUAAAAAUUAUUACGUAUACCACAUUAUUAAUAACCACCCAUUAAACUUGAAAUAAUUUUAAGUUAUCCUAAUAUUGAUUUCCGUCGAUAACCUCUCUCUGUACGUUGAUUUCAUCAACUAGAUCAAAAUAAUCCUUUGAAAUUGAUUUCUUAGCUUCUAAUAAAUUCUUAUAUCUCUACUCUUAAGCUUAGAGGAAUAGAACAAUUAAUACAUUAAAUGAAAAUUGUAAAUGAAUAAGUAAACGCGGAAGUCCUUUCAGUUCUGCCUAGCAUAAACUCUAUUCUCCAACGUAUAAUUAAUUAUUAAUAAUGCAGGAAGUUUUAAUAGGCCGACGUUACUAUUAUACGUCUCUUUCAUCUCUUACUGAAACCCCUUAGUCACCCAAAAGAGAAUUGCUUAUUAUCAUCUAGAGAAAAGAGGAGAUCAAAGAAAAAAUUUAAUAUCGUAAUAAACGCGAUAGGAAAAACAUGAAGUCGUCGGAUUUCUAUCGCGAAGGCGAUUACAAAGAGUAUUACAAAGUUUUACGAUUCUUUAUGCGUAUAUGCGGUCUCUGGCCUUAUCAAUCGUUUUUCGCUAAAUAUUUCUUUAUAACGAUGACAAUAUUUUUAAGCGAAGGAAUACUUGUUGGACAGUUAAUAGAGGUAAUACAAAUUCGAACUGAUUUAAACGAAGUCAUUGAUUGUAUACCGAAUAUAUUGAUAUCAUUGAUCGUUGGAAUUGAAUUCAUAGGACUCGUAUUCAAUUCGGGAAAGGUACGUGACUCACAUUUUAAUAAUAAAUAUGUAAUUAAUAAUUCUCACAUGGAAUGUACACAGUUGAAGAAAUGUAUCGAUAGAAUCGUUGAGGAUUGGCAACAUUUGUCUUCGAAUGUGGAAAUUGAACUGUUGAAGUCGUUUACCGUUCAAGGACGAAAGUUAGCUUUCGUUUAUUUAUGUAAGAUAAUAAACGAUACGAUUACAUUAAUAAUAAGAAUAAUAAUAACUACACAUUGAGAAAAAAUGGACCAAAAAUGAAACACAAUUAAUACUAAAUAACGAUAUACUAGAUGAAAAAAUAUGAAAUAUACGACUACCUAAUUUUUAAAAAAAACACGAUAACUCACCGCACAGAGAUUAAAAGACACCUCAGAUCAUAAUACACAUUUAGAUUUAUAGUAAUACUAAGAUCAAAAUUUACAACUAAAACUGUAUUCAAAAUAAUAAAUAUAUAGGCA
Messenger RNA from Vespula vulgaris, 1517 nucleotides. RefSeq lists its product as uncharacterized. Lineage: Eukaryota; Metazoa; Arthropoda; Insecta; Hymenoptera; Vespidae. Bases 772 to 1296 code for a protein of 174 amino acids. The transcript has 2 exons. The record is from RefSeq and is a predicted model, not a curated record.